AUGUCUCAACGUCGCGCUGUAGCGGCCCACUCGGCUGAUCCCGUUGCACCUGCGGCCCCGUCUACUGUCGACCUGUGGGCGGACCGUCAGCCGGGUCGGUCGCGUGCUCCGGCUACCUUGAACAUAUCGCAUCCUCCUCAGCCUCUACCCGAAGUCGGAGCAAGUAUCUUGAACUCCCGGCCAUUGUCUCCCUUACGCCGAGCUGGAUCCGACCCAUCCCCGUCCUUUCGCGGACUUCCUCGCCAGACACCUUCCUCCUUGGUUCGUAGGCACUCAAAGCCGCAAUUGCCUUCACGCCCCUCCUCAAGUCGCGAUGCCCAGCUGAAGAUCCGUAUGCAAGCUCAUGACGACUGUGGCGCGGAAGAGGUAUCGGGAGCCCCCUCUCGGCCAUCCCAAGACCGUGCUACGCCGUCGUCAUCUAGCCCGUCAAGGCCGGCCUCGUCGUCAGAACUACCCACGGUGUUAGCUGCUGCCUCUCCUCCUGCACGUAUCCCGCGCGAAAAACAGCUAAGAUUAGCGAAUCCAGAUGAAGACGCGGCUGAGGAGAAGUCUGCCGUAGCGGAGCAUCUACGAGCCGUCGACCGCGACGCGGAGGAGCACGAAACGAACGCACGCAUCUAUCGUGCUUUGGAGUCUGAAAUCCAAUCAUUGAUUGAUGCACAACAACAACCAUGUACUCUGUGCCUGUGUACCUCGGCGACGAUCACCUAUGAACCUGAACCUGAAGCAGGCUUCUCCAGCGAAGUGCUGGCAGCAUGUUCCAUACAGGAAGCGGGGCAAUCCUCGCCUACCGCUUCAGGAGAUGAACUUCCUGUGACAAUAGGUUGCGCGAGCGAAGUUUCAAGCUCCAGGACUACCACUUCGGCAGCCCGCCAUUCCGAUGCGAGCACGGAUGCACCCCCGCGGCGUGCUCCAUCUCCGAUCUUUGUACCAGUCCAACCUCUCAGACUACCGGCGACGCACUCCCGCUCUACUGCGACUGCGGCCCCGGCUGAGCCGGUGAAUACUGCGGCUCCGCUACCGCAGUUCAGGGACUUGCCAACGAGACAUCUGGACAGAAUCUCGUUUCCUCCCGACUACACCGCUGCCUUGGCACAACCUGCUUACACCGAGCCCGAACCCUCCGCUUCGUCGCUCAGAAACGAGGUCGAAGCGUUGAGAGCAGAAAUAGCUCGAUUGCAGUUCUUGCAGGACCGCCUGGUCAUGGAAAUCCAUGGCGUCUCGAGUCCCCCACCCACAUAUCGCUCCUCCUUAGACACGUCUAGCGCGUGA
Punctularia strigosozonata HHB-11173 SS5 is the source of this 1272-nucleotide messenger RNA. RefSeq lists its product as uncharacterized. Bases 1 to 1272 code for a protein of 423 amino acids. The record is from RefSeq and is a predicted model, not a curated record. The transcript has a single exon. NCBI's taxonomy places the organism in Eukaryota, Fungi, Basidiomycota, Agaricomycetes, Corticiales, Punctulariaceae.